UCACUCUCACUCUCACCGACUGUCACCUCAUUCACCUACAGCAUAAGCCUCACUCACCAAUUGACGACAAGUCACUCACGCAUCACGACCUGGCCAUGUCAAACACCACCCAACUAACCGCCAUCCCCAAAACGCCCUGAUGGCUCGCUACCAAGGCCUCGACUCGUCCGACCUGUUCCGCUUCGACACUCUCGCCUUGCGCGAUGACAUCCUCGUCUCCGACGACAAAGCCGUCUCCAAGGUCGAGUACGACGAGUAUGUCGUGUUUAAAAAGGACAAUGGCAUACCCUCGGGCGCCAAGACGGGACUGGAGGACGAUCAGGAUAUUAGUUUCCAGCUGCAGCACAAGGAGGAGGUGCCUGGCCACCACACGCUUAAUCUGGCCUUUCGUCACGGGUACUCUGUUGACCAUAACGGAGUAUUCACACAAGAGCCAGUGCGCCAUCCAGAGCUGGUUCUAGAUGGACGGGUUCGACGAGUCAUCUGCUUCCGCCGCAACAAAUCCUUUGACCGCCGAGAAGACGGCAUCACCAUGACCCCAAGAGACCUCGACGCAAUGGACCUACACCCCGCCACCCUCCAAUACUCCCGCCGCGUCACAAACGAAUCCCGCUUCUGGUCCCUGGACCGCUCCAAGCUGAGCCUCAUCCUCUCCUUCUCCAAAAACCCCAGAACCCCCUACGACUUCAUGUCCCUAACCUACGACGUCCGCAACCGCUCCUCCUCCGUCCUCGUCCGCCAAUCCUACCACCCGCGCCAGCACUCCCUCGAGAACCUAGACGAAUACGACCAGCGCCUCGAGGCCUGCCGCGCCCACUGGGCCCACCCCUUCAUCACCCCCGUCGUCCUCCUCCAAGUCCAAUUCAUGCGUACCGAAGAGGCCGUCAUGGAGAACAUCAACCACGUGAAAUCCCUCGAGUGGCAAGUCAGCUCCAUCGCCGGCUUCGAAGCUUUCGAAAUGGAGCGCGAGAAGCGCUCCAAGCUCAUGCGUAGACUUACCUUCGCCUCGUCCACGGCCGCGGCCUCGCAUAAUGAAAAGACGCCGCAGAUUGCGGGGCCGAUGAGCAUGGCGAACCUGAUGAAGAGCGCGCACGACGUACUGAAAGAGUCUAUCAAGCUUCUCGACACCGUGCGGUGGAUGGAGAGGGUCGUGAAGCUUAUGCUGCAGGCCGGCGACGAGCUCGCGGAGCGCAUGUCGACGGGGGAACUCAAGAUCCGGCUGGACGAUUUCCACGUACGACAGACGGACGCCGAUCAGAGAGAUGAGCAGGACCAGCAGGUGCAGCCCGACGAGCCGCCUACGGGCCCGCCGUCGAGGUCGUCUGCGAGUACGAGGAGGAGGUCGUUGCCCAAGGCGCCGGAUCCGCUGGCUGAUCCGCUCGGGAACCAUUGGCAUGAGAUACGGCAGUAUCUUGAGGGUUUGCAGCGGAUGUGUAUGGGUCUCGAGACGGAUCGCCGCAUGUCCGAGGCCCGUUGCCGCGCCCAGAUCGAUAUUAUCUACAGUAAAAUGGCCCAAGAAGACAACGUCCUCAACGCCCGCAUGGCCGUCGCCUCCUCCCGCGACUCCUCCUCAAUGAAGGCCCUCGCCGUGAUAACAGCAGUCUUCCUCCCCGGCGAGUUCCUCGGCACCCUCUUCGGCAUGUCCAUGUUCGACUGGCAAGCUUCCGGCGAGGACGCAGACAGCAGCGACAACGGAGGCGGCACCUCCACGAACCCAAAGGACCCGAUCCCCGUGCUGAGCCACCUCUUCUGGGUCUACUGGGCCACCGUCAUCCCCCUGACGAUCGGUAUCCUCGUCGCCUGGCGCGCGUGGUGGGUGAACCAGGACCGGUAUUUCCGACGGCACCUGUCGAGGGAGUUGUCCGAGGAGCGGUACUGGACUGCUGAUGGGAAGCCGAGGGAUUUGGAGCAUUCUUUCUGGUGGGAUUUCUUUUACCUGUCUGUGAGGCGGGAUGAGCGGCCCGCUCCGUCGGCGAGCGAUUUGUAUGGGAGUAAUACGCUUGAGCUGUCGCCGAGCAUGUCGCAGGAUAAGGACGAUAUGAGGUCACCGCGUGGGGAUAUGACUGUGCGGAGAGGUCAGAUUUCAUUUUUGAGGUCGCAGAGUAUCCGGCAACGGAAUACUGUUGCCGUGUAGUGUGCGUGAUUUGAGUAUGGUAUACGCCUAGUUAUGAUCCUCGAUGAUGGGCGGCUUGUUUGCUUUUUGCAUAUCUACUUGGGCGGUUUUCUUGGUAAUUGAUAGUCGGAAGAGUGUAUAUAUGCGUCAUGGUAGGUGAUUUGGCUGGAGAUACGCUGGCCAAAGAAGGGAUAUAGAUGAAAUGAAUGCCCACGAUGCAUGACAACAAAGGAGUUGAUGAUGACAAUUCCAAUAUUUGGGUUGUCUGUCGGGCAUCCAGCGAGGCCGGGCAGCUAUUGCUCAAGGAACCUGUCACAAGUCUCAAUGUUCAUCCGCAAAAUAAGGCAAGAUGGUAGCUAGAUAGCUGAAUGGCAGCCUCAUAACAAGACGCCAAUCAGCCACGGUGGCCAUACGGGAACGAAAUACAGAG
Messenger RNA from Colletotrichum acutatum, 2543 nucleotides. RefSeq lists its product as uncharacterized. Lineage: Eukaryota; Fungi; Ascomycota; Sordariomycetes; Glomerellales; Glomerellaceae. The record is from RefSeq and is a predicted model, not a curated record. The transcript has 5 exons. Bases 140 to 2134 code for a protein of 664 amino acids.